Molecule: messenger RNA, 1389 nt
Organism: Acaulospora colombiana
Lineage: Eukaryota; Fungi; Glomeromycota; Glomeromycetes; Diversisporales; Acaulosporaceae
Source: the annotation of a GenBank genome assembly
AUGGCUAACUUUAACUCGGGAAAAGUCAAUUCUCCACCUUCGAAUAUCCCUAGAGGACAGACGACACAAAGCGUAUUUCUGUGUUCUUUCAUUAUGGAUAUACUGGGAAAGUCGUUAAUUGCAUUGGAGAUGGGUUGGAGUCCUUUUAUUAAUUCCUGGACGCACGUUUGGUGUUCCCUACAAUGGGUGGAAGCGGUGUUUAUGGAGGUAUAUGGCUCGUUAUUGCUGUCGGUAAAACCGCCGAAAUAUUCUAUUAGCAAAGACCUCAAGCGAAUUGCAAAUGAUGACUCUGACGCAACACUUAAAGAAAAAGCGCAUUCAAUAUUAACAACUGGGAAACAACUGGAAAAUUUUAAAGACGAUCAUGUCCAAUUAUCGGCAAGAAAUAAGUGUAAUUCGAAUGAUUUUGAAGAGGGAUUCUCGACUCCACCAAAUAAAAUCAGAAUCUUCAAUAGAAUGUCCCCGAAUGAGAGUCCAUCCGUAAUAAGAGAUUCAAAGAUAGUGUUGGAAACUCUUGAUGAAAAUUUUGCGUUGGAUCUAAAAGGGAAAGCUCAACUAUCUACCACACCUUUUCUGCCGAAAAAAUGUGCGCGCGAAACACAGCAAGAAGCUGAAAAAGAUUUUACAGAUGAAGACUUGGCGAAUUCAGUGAUCGAUCCCUCCAACACUUUCGGCAAAGUUGAAUUUCCGACAUAUUAUAGUAAACUCAAAUCUAUAUGGAACAAUCAAGAUGCUACGAAUUAUCAUAUUAUCGAUUUAGGGGAUAAAGAUACAUCGCAUAAGGUUCAUGAACUUUUAGAUGAGAAUGAGUUAAAAUCGUUAUUUAACAGGUUAGAAGAGAAUGUGGAAGAUAUUUAUGAUGACGUAGUUGUGGACGAAGUAGCUCGCAGUGAUCUUGUAGGUGAGAAUGAUGAAGAGACGAAAAACAUGGAAGGAGAUAACGAAAAGUUUAACGAAUCAAUUGCUAAAAUGGAGGAAAUAGACCCAGAAAAAAUUAAUGAAGAUAGGCAGAAGCUGAUGAAAGAGGGUGUUUUUGCCAUCAAUAAGUUUAUGACAAGAACGGGACUGCCAACGUGGGAAGUAUGUAGUGCAUUGAAGGUUUUCUUGGCUCAAGGAUUUGGUGAUAAUGUUGAAAUUGGCCAAAUGAUAUUUAUUGGACCUGGAUUGUACUUGUUUUCACCGUUUACGAUUCCAGCUCUCGUCAUCCCAACUUCUACUGAUAACUUAGAACUUGUACCUCGACUCAUUCGAACACUCUUAUGUUUACGACAUAAUGUUCUUAAGGAGGUUAGGAUGUUUGAGAUGUUUGCAAAGGAAGAAAGCGACGUAUCGCGAAAUCUAAAACCAAAUAUCCAACUGGAGUCACACCAGAACGGCCAAAAGCUGUGA